Messenger RNA from Eutrema salsugineum, 784 nucleotides. Its product is annotated as WUSCHEL-related homeobox 14. NCBI's taxonomy places the organism in Eukaryota, Viridiplantae, Streptophyta, Magnoliopsida, Brassicales, Brassicaceae. The coding region runs from base 41 to 634 and encodes 197 amino acids. The transcript is spliced from 3 exons. The record is from RefSeq and is a predicted model, not a curated record. Gene Ontology annotation, molecular function: DNA binding; DNA-binding transcription factor activity.
ACAUUAAAAGGGAAGAGGAGAAAGCAAAGUGGUGAAAGAGAUGGAGAGAGGAAGCCAAAACGGUGCGUAUGAUGUAAGAGUUAUGACGGAGGAGCAAAUGGAGCUUCUCCGUAAACAGAUCGCCGUUUACGCCGUUAUUUGUGACCAGCUCGUUUCCCUCCACAAUUCCCUCUCUUCUUUUUCAUCAGGAACAAAUUCAAUGAGCGGUGGAUACUUUGAUCCGAUGAGGGCAUCAUCAAGCGCUCAUAAGAUAUCAAGUCGGCAUCGAUGGACUCCGACAUCGACGCAGCUUCAGAUUCUUGAGAGCAUUUACGAGGAAGGAAGCGGAACACCCAAUCGGCGGAGGAUUAGAGAGAUCGCUACCGAUUUGUCUGAACACGGACAGAUCUCGGAGACAAAUGUUUACAAUUGGUUUCAGAAUCGGCGGGCUCGGUCCAAACGAAAGCAACCUCAGACGACGACUACGACUGAUGUGGCCGAAGAUGCGGCGGUGACGACGGAGGAGAGGACGCUUUGUGGAGAUUCUGGAGGAUUUGAGUCUUAUAAGCAUAUACUCUUCCCGAGUCCUGAUUUAGGGAUUGAGCAUUUGCUGAGUAAAGGAGAGAUUUCUGGAGAGCAAAAUUCGUAUAUAUGAUGAUCUUUAGCAUAAAAAACUAUGAAGAUCUCUAAUCUCAUUUCUUAUUUUCUCUGCUCUCUUUUUCCAUUUAAACUAAGCAAUAUUUAGUUGACUCGAUUAAAAAGACGUUAUUGUGUAUGUGUGUGACUUUAACAAGUCUUUUAAUUG